Homo sapiens (human) is the source of this 9845-nucleotide messenger RNA. RefSeq names its product gamma-aminobutyric acid type A receptor subunit theta (gene GABRQ). The coding region runs from base 309 to 1529 and encodes 406 amino acids. The record is from RefSeq and is a predicted model, not a curated record. Gene Ontology annotation, biological process: monoatomic ion transport; neurotransmitter transport; monoatomic ion transmembrane transport. Gene Ontology annotation, molecular function: GABA-A receptor activity; transmembrane signaling receptor activity; monoatomic ion channel activity. Lineage: Eukaryota; Metazoa; Chordata; Mammalia; Primates; Hominidae. Gene Ontology annotation, cellular component: postsynaptic membrane; membrane; plasma membrane. The transcript is spliced from 9 exons.
AGUCGCAGCCAGGAGCGGCCGCAGACGGAGCGCACCUCGCAGCUGCCGGGCGGGCCCUGGGGGGAGCUGCGUCCAGCAGAGCUGCUGGGUGGUUGCUCCUCCCGGGCUCUCAUCUCCGGUAUCCGGGCCGACCCCCGCACCCCCUACUUCCCUUGCCCUCGCUGCUCUCUCCUUAGAGGCGACUCUUUGGGGAAGGGCCAGCAAUCCCGCCUUCCCCGGCCCCAGUAGUCACCCACUCUCCCACCCCACCUCUGUUCCUUUUCGCGGCCCCGUCUCCCGCGCCCUCAGGCGCCCAGAACGCCCCGGCCAUGGGCAUCCGAGGCAUGCUGCGAGCCGCAGUGAUCCUGCUGCUCAUCAGGACCUGGCUCGCGGAGGGCAACUACCCCAGUCCCAUCCCGAAAUUCCACUUCGAGUUCUCCUCUGCUGUGCCCGAAGUCGUCCUGAACCUCUUCAACUGCAAAAAUUGUGCAAAUGAAGCUGUGGUUCAAAAGAUUUUGGACAGGGUGCUGUCAAGAUACGAUGUCCGCCUGAGACCGAAUUUUGGAGGUGCCCCUGUGCCUGUGAGAAUAUCUAUUUAUGUCACGAGCAUUGAACAGAUCUCAGAAAUGAAUAUGGACUACACGAUCACGAUGUUUUUUCAUCAGACUUGGAAAGAUUCACGCUUAGCAUACUAUGAGACCACCCUGAACUUGACCCUGGACUAUCGGAUGCAUGAGAAGUUGUGGGUCCCUGACUGCUACUUUCUGAACAGCAAGGAUGCUUUCGUGCAUGAUGUGACUGUGGAGAAUCGCGUGUUUCAGCUUCACCCAGAUGGAACGGUGCGGUACGGCAUCCGACUCACCACUACAGCAGCUUGUUCCCUGGAUCUGCAUAAAUUCCCUAUGGACAAGCAGGCCUGCAACCUGGUGGUAGAGAGCUAUGGUUACACGGUUGAAGACAUCAUAUUAUUCUGGGAUGACAAUGGGAACGCCAUCCACAUGACUGAGGAGCUGCAUAUCCCUCAGUUCACUUUCCUGGGAAGGACGAUUACUAGCAAGGAGGUGUAUUUCUACACAGGUUCCUACAUACGCCUGAUACUGAAGUUCCAGGUUCAGAGGGAAGUUAACAGCUACCUUGUGCAAGUCUACUGGCCUACUGUCCUCACCACUAUUACCUCUUGGAUAUCGUUUUGGAUGAACUAUGAUUCCUCUGCAGCCAGGGUGACAAUUGGCUUAACUUCAAUGCUCAUCCUGACCACCAUCGACUCACAUCUGCGGGAUAAGCUCCCCAACAUUUCCUGUAUCAAGGCCAUUGAUAUCUAUAUCCUCGUGUGCUUGUUCUUUGUGUUCCUGUCCUUGCUGGAGUAUGUCUACAUCAACUAUCUUUUCUACAGUCGAGGACCUCGGCGCCAGCCUAGGCGACACAGGAGACCCCGAAGAGUCAUUGCCCGCUACCGCUACCAGCAAGUGGUGGUAGGAAACGUGCAGGUUGGUAUGGGCCAGGCCUCGAGAAAUCCCACCCUGAUACACUCUCCAUGGAGAAGUAUGUAAAUCCUUUCGUGAAGAAAGUGAAACCUCCACCUUCCUCUCCAAUAAAUAAAAGUGGCUGCCCCAUCACACCACCAGACAAUGGCUAACUACUUGGAAAUACCCAAUUUAGUAUUAGAUAAUGAGUCAGGAAAGGUUAGGUGCUGCUAUUGUGACAAUCCCAAAAUCCCAGUGACUUGACCCCCCAAAAAUGUUUAUUUCCUUCUCACAUUGCACAUCUAAUGCAGGUCAUCAGGGGAGCUUCUGCUCAUGGUGGCAACUCAGGAACAAGCUGACAGAGAUUUCAUCGUGUGCUUCUACAAUCUUUGUAGUAAGGGGAAGGGAAAGUAGUGGGGCUCACACUAGUAACUAAAUACUGCAGCCAGAAAGGACAUACCUCACUCAAACUCAUGACUCAUUAGGUAGAACCAACACCAUAGCCUAACCCGACUAUAAGGAACCAGGACAUUCAGUUUGCUGUGUACCCAAGAGGGGUGAUCUAUAUAUUCUGGAAUUGCACUAGUGGCAACCAUAGGUGUCUUCCGUUGAUCUUUGAAAGGAUGUUACUUUCUCAUUUCCCCGCUUAAAGGUACUCAUGCCCUCCCUUUGUGGUAGUCUUCUCAUCUUAAGCCAGUAACAUAUGCAAAAGUUCUAAAAUACUGCCAUUCAUCAGUAAGAGUGUCUACUGUAGGUAGUAUUCAGGAGAAGCUCCAGGCAGAUAGUCAUUCUCCUCAUCCUUUCCCCCCAGGGAAAGGAAAAACAGCCCCUUUGCUAUUUCUGACAGGCUGCACUACCAAAAUCCCAGAGGUCAUGGGAGUCAGGAGCUGAAACCUGGUCCCCAACUGUCUACAGUUUUAGGAGCAGACUUUUCUUGUGUAAGCUUUCUACCUUCACCUCUGAGGUUUGCAAGCAAUAGGAUAGAUAUAUAUACAUAUACAUAUACAUAUACAUAUACAUAUACAUAUACAUAUACAUAUACAUAUACAUACAUAUACAUACAUAUAUACCUAUGAUAGGUAUGAGAGGGAUGAGAAGAGAUUAUUAGGAAAAUUGGCUCACUCAAUUAUGGAGGCUGAGAAGUCCCACAAAAUACCAUCUGCAAACUGGAGAGCCAAAGAAGCCAGAAGUGUGGCUCAGUCUAAGUCCAGUGAAGGCCUCAGAACCACAGAAGCCAAUAGGUGUAACUCUCAGUCCCAGGCUGAAGUCCCAAGAACCCGGAAAGAUGAUGGUGCGAGUCCUAAAGUCCAAAGGCCAGAGAGCCUGGAAUUGAUGUCCAAAAGCAGAAGAAGAUGGAUGUCACAGCUCCAGAAGACAGAUAGUGCAAAUUUGCCUUUCUUCUACCUUCUUGUUCAAUCUGGGUCUCAGCCAAUUGAAUGGUGUCACCCACAUUGAGUGAGGGCAGAUCUUCCUUAUUCAGGCCAUUGAUUCAAAUGCCAGUCACUCCCAGAAACACCCUCAUAGACACACUCAGAAAUAAUACUUUAUCAGCUAUCUGGACAUUAGCCCAGUCAACUUGACACCUAAAAUUAAGUAUCACAGGCUGUAUACCCCAUUCUGGCUAUAAGAAAGGCUAACUGCACCAGAGACACUAAAGCCAAAGCUGAGGAAGAAAAACUCCUCAACAGCUGAGUUGGUCCUGGGCACAGUGAAUCUGGAGAUGACCCAAACCUUCAGUGAACUCUCUCACGAAAACACAAGUCAACCUCUUUUGGAAUCUCAGGGUUCCUGAGUUCUGAUGAGGGCCCUGUCAAGAGUGAGGGCAGCUAAGAGGAAGUAUGUGAAGCAGAGGUGGGGCAGGUGUUGAUCCGGGUGGGCAUUGAUCAUGGGUGGAUGAGAUUAACACGAAAGCACCCUUCAUCCUACAUGAUCCCCCCAGCAAUCACCCUGGGGCUCAUUUUGAAUGACCCCAUUCUCAUACAGAGGCUGAUUAUCAGCCUGAAGUGUUUCCUACCAGAAGCUGCAAAUCCCAGUUUGAUGGUUGAAGGUCUUCAUUAACGCACUGAAAGGCACCGUUAAGAAAAUGAAAAGGCAAGCACAGACUGGGAGAAAAUAUUUGCAAAACACAUGUCUGAUACAGGACUUGUAUCCAAAAUAUACAAAGUACUCAUAAUUCAACAAUAAGAAAACAAAAAAAAAUUAAAAAUGGGCAAAAGAUAUGAAAAGGUACUUAUCAAAGAAAACAUACAGAUGGCAAAUAAGCAUAAGAAAAGAUAAGCAUCAUUUAUAAUUAGGGAAUUACAUAUUUAAACAACAAUGAGAUAUCACCACAUCAUAUUAGGAUGCCUAAAAUACAAACCACUGACAAUACCAAUUGCUGGUUAGGAUGCUGAGCAACAGAAAUUCCCAUUAAUUGCUGGUAGUAAUGCAAAAUAGUACACUUGUUUGGAGGACACUUCAGCAGUUUCUUACAAAGCUAAACAUAGCCUUACCAUAUGAUGCAACAAUCAUAGAUUUUGAUAUUUUAUCUUAUUUAGUAGAAAACUUAUCUCCACACAAAACUCCAUACAAAUGUUAUGGCAGCUUUAUCCAUAAUUUCCCAAAGCUGGAAGCAACCAAGAUGCCCCUCAAUAGGUGAAUGGAUAAACAAACUCUGGUACAUUCAAACCUCAGAAUAAAAAUACCAUUCAGCAAUAAAAAUGAGCUAUGAAGCCAUGAAAAAAACACAGAGGUAUUUUAAAUGCAUAUUGCUAAGUGAAAGAAGCCAGUUUGAAAAGGCCACGCACCAUAUGAUUCCAACUAUGUGACAUGCUAGAGAAAGUAAAAUUAUUGAUAUAAAAAGAUCAGUGCUUGCUAGGGAUUCAGGGAGAAAGAGUGAGCAUAAAUAGGUGAAGCACAAGAAAUUCAUUAGGACAAUGAAACUAUUCCAUAUGGUACUGGAAUGGUGGGUAAAUGACAUUGGACAUUUUUUAAAAACCAUGAAAAUAUACAACACAAAGUAAGCCUUAAUGUAAACAAUAGACUUUAGUUAAUAAUAAUUUAUCAACAUUGGUUCAUUAAUUGUAACAAAUAUACCACACUAAUGCAAAAAGCUCAUAAUAAGGAAAAUUGUAUAAGAGGAUGAGGCUACUGGGAACUAUCAGUACUGUCCAAUUUCCUAUAAAUUAGAACUGUUUUAUAAUGUCUAUUAAUUUAAAAUAUAAAACAUACAACUAACACACAACCCAGAUUUCAUACUUGGGCAUUUAUCCUGGAAAAAUGAAAAUGUAUGAUCACACUGAAAGCUGUACAUGAAUGUCCACAGUAGCUUUAUUUAUAAUACCCAAAUGCUGAAAACAGCCCAAAUGACCUUCAAUGGGGUAAUGUCUAAACAAACUAUGGUAGAUCUGUACAUAGGAUACUACUUAGCAAUGAAAAGGAAGAAACUGUUGAUAUAUGCAACAGCUCAAGGGAAUUAUGUUGUUUUCAUUCAGGCUGCUGUAACAAAAUACCUUAAAGUGGGUAAUUUAUAAAUAUUAGAAAUUUAUUUCUCAUAGUUCUGGAGGCUGGCAAGUCCAAAAUCAAGGUGCCAGCACAGUGUCUGGUGGGGGCUCUCUGCUUUAUAAACAGCACUUCUUGCAGUGUCCUCACAUGGUGAAAGGGGCUAACAGCUCCCUCGAACCUCCUGAACUAAUUCCAUUUAUGUGGGAUCCACCCUCAUGACUUAAUCACCGUCUAAAAGGUCCCACCUCUUAAUAUUAUCACAUUGUCAAUUAAGUUUCAACACAUGAAUUUUGUGAGGAUACAUUCAGAUCGUAGUGUAUGCUAAGUGAAAAAAGCUAAAACUCACAAUGAGAGACUACCAUCCACCUAUUAGAUUAGCUAAUAUGGAAAAGACUGACAAUACCAAGUAUUGGUGAGAAUUUGGCAGUUUCUUAAAAUGUUAAACAUGCACCUAUCAUGUCAUGCAAGUAUACCACUUCUAGGUAAUUAUAUAAAACUUCCCCAAAUGUAAAAGAAUCUAUUGUAACAGAAGGCAGAUCCAUGGUUUCUUGGGAAUGGAAGUUCAGGGAGGGGGCUCCUACAGGAGGAAUUAUGAAGGGUAGAAGAAAACUUUUGAGGGUGAUGCAUCUGUUCACUCUCUUUAUUGUGAUGAUGGUUUUUCAGAGGUAUACAUGUGUCAAAGCUUAUGAAAUUUACACAUAAUGCAGGUUUUUUUAUGUCAAAUAUCUUUUAAUAAAGCUUUUUUUCUUAUUCUUCAACUUUUAUUUUAGAUUCUGGGCGUGCAUGUGCAGGUUUGAUAACUGGUUAUAUUGCCUGAUGCUGAGGUUUGGGGUACAAAUGAUCCCGUCAUCCAGGUGCUGAGCACAGAACCCAACAGUUUUUCAACCCUUGCUCCCCUCCCUCCCCAGUCCAGUAAUCCCCAGUGUGUAUUUGGUUUUUGGUUCCUGUGUUAAUUCACUUAGGACAAUGGCCUCCACCUGCGACCAGGUUGCUGCAAAUUGCAUCACAUGAUUUUGUUCUUUCUUAUGAAUGCAUAGUAUUCCAUGGUGUAUAUGUAUGUUUUCUUUAUCCAGUCCACAAUUGAUGGGCAGCUAGGGUGAUUCCAUGUCUUUGCUAUUGUGAAUAGUGCUGCAACGAACAUGCUAGUGCCUGUGCCUUUUUGGUACAAUAAUUGGUUUUCUUUUGGAUAUAUGCCAAGUAAUGGGAUUGCUGGAACAAAUGGUAGUCCUGUUUUGAGUUAUUUGAGAAACCGCUAAAGUACCUUCCACAGUGGCUGAACUAAUUUACAUUCCCACCAAUAGUGUAUAAGCAUUCCCUUUUUUCUGCAGCCUCGCCAACAUCUGUUGUUUUUGACUUUUCAAGAAUAGCCAUUCUUACUGGGGUGAGAUGGUAUCUCAUUGUGGUUUUGAUUUGCAUUUCUCUUAUGAUUAGUGAUGCUGAACAUUUUUUCACGAUGGUUGGCUGCUUGUAUGCAAUCUUUUGAGAAGUGUCUCUUUGUGUCUUUUGCUCAGUUUUUAAAUGGGGUUGUGGGUUAUUUUUCCUUGUUGAACUGUUUAAGUUCCUUAUAGAUUCUGGAUAUUAGACCUUUGUCAGAUGCAUACUUUUGCAAAUUUUUCCCCAUUCUGUCUUGAUACUUACCUUGCUGUGCAGAAUUUUUUUAGUUUAAUUAGAUCUGACUUAUCAAUUUUUAUUUUUGCUGCAAUUGCUUUUGAGGACUUUGUCAUAAAUUAUUUCCCAGGACCCAUGUCCAGAAUAGUGUUUUCUGAUAUUUUCUUCUAGGAUUCUGAUAUGAUUUGGGUCUGUAUUCCCACCCAAAUCUCAUGUCGAAUGUAAUCCUCGGUGUUGGGAGAGGGGCCUGGUAGGAGGGAAUUGUAUUAUGGGGGCGGAUUUCUCCCUUGAUGUGCUCGUAAUAAUGAGUGAGAUCUCACAAGAUCUGAUUGUUUAUAAAAGUGUGUAGCACUUCCCCCCUCUCUUUCUCUUCCUCCUGCUUCAGCCAUGUAAGACGUGCCUCCUUCCUCUUUGCCUUCUGCCAUGAUUGUAAGUUUCCUGAGGCCUCCCUAGCCAUGCUUCCUGUACAGCCUGCCAAACUGUGAGUCAGUUGAAGCUCUUUUCCUUUUCAAUUACUCAGUCUCAGGUAGAUCUUUAUAGCAACACGAGAACAGACUAAUAUGGAUCUUUACAGUUUGAGGUCUUACAUUUAAAUCUUUAUCUUGAGUUAAUUUCAGCAUGUGGUGGUGAAAGGGGUCCAGUUUCAUUCUUUUGCAUAUGGUUAGCCAGCUAUCCCAGCACCAUUUAUUAAAUAGGGAGUACUUUCCUCAUUGCUUAUUUUUGUUGACUUUGUCAAGGAUUAGAUGGCAGUAGGUGUAUGGCUUUAUUUCUGGGUUCUCUAUUAUGUUCCAUUGGUCUAUGUGUCUGUUUUUCUACCAGUACCAUGCUGUUUCAGUUACUGUAGCUUUAUACUAUAGUUUGAAGUCAGGUAAUGUGAUGCCUCCAUCUUUGUUCCUUUUGCUUAUGAUGACUUUGGCAAUUCAGGCUAUUUUUUGCUUCUAUGUGAAUUUUAGAAUAGUUUUUUCCAAUUCUGUGAAAAAAUAACAUUGGUAGUUUGAUAAGAAUAGCAUUGAAUCUGUAGAUUGUUUCAGGCAAUAUAGUCAUUUUAACAAUAUUGAUUCUUCCAAUCUAUGAGCAUGAAAUAUUUUUCCAUUUAUUUGUGUCAUCUGUGAUUUCUUUUAGCAGGGUUUUGUAGUUCUCCUUGUAGAGAUCUUUCACUUCCUUGGUUAGAUAUAUUCCUAGCUAUUCCACCUUUCUGUGGCUAUUGUAAAUGUGGUUGCAUUCUUGAUUUGGCUCUCAGCUUGAACGUUAAUGAUGUAUAGAAAUGCUACUGAUUUUUGUAUAUUGAUUUUGUAUCCUGAAAGUUUGCUGAAGUUGUUUGUCAGUUCCAGAAGCCUUUUUGUGGAGGCUUUAGGAUUUUCUAGGUAGAGAAGCCUAUUGUUUACAAGAGCUGUUUUUCAAAAAUUAUAUUUUCUACAAGAACAAAACAACUUUUGAAAAGAAUAAAAAUAAAAGACUUGGGAAGGGAGAGUAUUUAAUGACUGGGAUUAUUUUAAAAUCCUGGGAUAUGGUGUUAAUUUAAAAAUCAAGACUUUUUAAAUGGGCUUAUUACUAUUUAAAAAUACUCUGUAUGGAUUCAACUGUCUUCAGGAAGAUGGAGUAGAGGUACUUUUCUCUGUUUAACAUGGUAGACAUAACUAAACUGCCUGGACCUUGGCUAUACUACAAGCACAAGAAGAGUCUGAAUAGUGGAAAGAAGAAAGAAAACUCUCUAGUGACCUUGGGACCAAAGGAGUGGCAUGGUGGGGCAUUGCCUGGGUUUCCUUUUGCCUCAUAUAUCCCAGACUUGGAGACAAAGAAGCAACAAACCCAGAAAUGCCAAUGGGCACAGACAAGAAAAGCCCCAACAAAAACUUGCUCUCUCCAGCCAAAGGACCAGGACAGGGGUAACCCAUUAAGGCAGAAAAUGUUUAGACAUUAACUGCUCUACUCCAGCCAGACAACACAGAAAAAAAUGUGGCUCCACCCCAAACAGACAGCAAAGACCAAGUAGUGAGCCCAGAUAUCUAACCUUAUCAGGCUAUACCAAAGUAUUUGAAACCCCACUCGACUGCACCCCACCAGAGAUGGUAACAGAGAAGACUCAGUAGGGGCCUGGGAGUUUGAUUCCUUACCAGUUGGUAAGGAGGCCUAGCAGAGACUCAGGAUUUCAAUAUGGCAUAGAUACUGCAACCACGCCCAACCACCAUGAUGUCAGUGCUCCACAUGGGGAGCAGUAAUGAGGCAGUCCUGCCCCUCCAGGAAGGAGAUAUUCAGGGGAAGUCUAGUAGGGAGUUGGAAUUGCCACCAUUUCCCAACAGUAACAAAGACAACCUCCCUGGGUGUCAGUGGAGGCCAAGCUAGGAACCCAUCUGGCAGUGAUGAAGCAGUGGCCUCCUUCCCCUGCUAGAGCAGUGUCAGAGGAAGUUAGUUAAAAUAGAAGGUUUGAACAAGAUCCAGUCUUAUGGCACAAUACUAAAAUGCCCAGGAUGCAAUUAAAAUAAAAUAAAACCUCAUCAUGCCAAGAAUCAGGAAAAUCUCAACUUAAAUGAGAAUAGACAAUCAAGACAGGCUAACACCAAAAGGACACAGAUGUUGGACUUAUUUUCCGAAAAGUAUUAGAAAUAAAUCAUCAUAAAAAUGUUUCAACGAGUAAUUACAAACACACUUAAAACACAGGAAAACAGAAAGUCUCAGCAAGAAACAGGAGAUAUUAAAAGAACAAAUGGAAACUUUAGAACUGAAAAAUACAAUAACUGAAAUUAAAACCUUAACUGAUGUAUUCAACAGCAGAAUGGAGAGGACAGAAGGGAAAUCAGUGAACUGAAGACAGAGUAAUAAAAAUGAUCCAGUCUGAACAACAGAGUUAAAAAUAGAAGGAAAACAUAAACAAAGCUGCAGGGACCAAUAGGAUUGUGCCAAAAGAUCUGUUAUUUCUACCAUCGAAGUCCCAGAAGGAGAGGAGAAAGAGACUAAGGCUGCAAAUGUAUUAAAAUGACACCUUUUAUAAGGGGAUAACAAUUCAAAUGACAGAGGAUUUAUUUGUAGAAAACACAGAGGCUAGAAAAAGUGGUACAAGAUCUUUCAAGUGCAGAAAACGAUCUAAACAUACCAAUUGAAAUACAGAGAAUAGAAUAGUGGAUUCAAAAAAUUACCCAAUUAUAUGGUGUCUGUAAGAAACUCGCUCAAAUAUAAUGAUAUAAGUAGGUUGAAAAUAAACAUGAAUGUUGAUAACACCUUUAUUUGUAGUAGUCAAAAAAUUGAAACAACUAAAAUAUCCUUCAAUAAAUGAAUGGUUAAACAACCUGUGAUACAUAACUACUCCACAAUAAA